Drosophila eugracilis is the source of this 5647-nucleotide messenger RNA. It is a transcript of the gene VGlut, whose product is annotated as vesicular glutamate transporter 1. The transcript has 9 exons. Lineage: Eukaryota; Metazoa; Arthropoda; Insecta; Diptera; Drosophilidae. Bases 775 to 2667 code for a protein of 630 amino acids. Gene Ontology annotation, biological process: transmembrane transport; neurotransmitter loading into synaptic vesicle; monoatomic anion transport. Gene Ontology annotation, cellular component: synaptic vesicle membrane; excitatory synapse. The record is from RefSeq and is a predicted model, not a curated record. Gene Ontology annotation, molecular function: L-glutamate transmembrane transporter activity; neurotransmitter transmembrane transporter activity.
GUUGGAUUCGGAUCGCCAUCGUCGUCGACGUCGUCGGUUUCAUAGACAACCUGCCGCCGGUCUCGUGGUCAAACUCUGUCUGAAUGUUGUCGUCCCACAUUCUAAGUUUUUAAUUGGUUUAACCAAAGUUUUUAGUUUUCAGUUUUUGAUUUUAUUUUAAUUUUUACUUUGGCGGGGCGUGUGUUGCUCAGAAAAUCGUAUCGCGUAGUGUAUAAUCAAGCUAUCUGUUAUCUGUGUACCUUAUUUGUGAUACCCUAACCAACAACAACUAAAUAGUUUAAAACACUAAACCAAUUUUGUUGAAUAAUAAAAUAUUAUUAAACCGCUUAAACCAACAAAGAUAAAUGUGCUAAAGUUACAACUAGAAGAAGAUUAUGUAAUCGGGCACCACUACGAAAUGGAUUACGUAACUCUGGUGUGGCAUGCACUGUAAAUGAAAAUGCACAAACUCGACGUAAAUCGAAAUUAUAUGGCGACCAAGUGAAAAUCCCCCGCUGAGUGAACGAGCCAACCCGAAAAUAGAGUCAUCAAAUUUGCGCUGGCUUCACGGAAAUUAACCGCUGCCGAUUCGCCACGCUCAUAUACACGGCAAUCCGCCGUGAAGUAGGCAACAAAAUAUAUUUAUGCGCCCAAGUGAUAACAGCGGAAAAGGCAACGAAGCACAACAGACGCUGACUUAGGCAGAGGACAGGAGCAGGACUUGGCGAUCCAUAGACAGGGGCGGAGUUAGGACAGGAGUCAGAGGAAAACAAGGGAAACGACCACAGCAUCACCAUGAAGGGUCUGACGGCGUUUAAGGAGAAGGCGACGGGCGUGUUUGGCGGUCUCAAGCCCAACAUGGAGAAGUUCGAGAUAUCGCAGGGUUAUCAUGGCGGUCAUGGUGGCUACGAGGAGAUGGAAGGGGGCGAGCGUGAGGGCCGCGGACCGGGUGGCGGCCACGCUUACGACGACGAUGACGAUCGGCCCGAUUCGCCCGCCUCCUUCGAGGAGAUUGAGCGUCCGCCGCUCCGAAAGAUCGACAAGUACUGCAAGGCAGAGUGUCCUUGCAUGCCGGCCCGCUACACUAUCGCCACGAUGGCCUGCGUGGGAUUCAUGAUUGCCUUCGGAAUGAGGUGCAAUAUGUCAGCGGCCAAGCUCAAGGGAGAGCACAACGGGACUGUAUUCAUGAACUGGACCGUCGCCGUGGAAAGCCAUGUGGACUCGUCCUUCUUCUGGGGCUAUCUGGUGACGCAGAUUCCCGGCGGCUUCAUCGCCUCCAAGUUCCCGGCCAACAAGAUAUUCGGCCUGUCCAUCGUCAGCUCCGCCACAUUGCAUCUCUUCGUGCCGUUCGCCAUGACUUUGAUGCACGGUCAUGUGGUUAUUUGCGUGCGCGUCCUGCAAGGACUCUUCGAGGGCGUUACGUAUCCGGCUUGUCAUGGCAUUUGGCGCUUCUGGGCACCACCGAUGGAACGUUCCAGACUGGCGACGUUGGCCUUUUCUGGUUCCUACGCCGGAGUGGUGGUGGGGCUACCGCUAUCCGGACUCUUAGCCGAUGCCGUGGGCUAUCAGGCGCCAUUCUACGCUUACGGGGUAUUCGGAAUAAUUUGGUAUAUGUUCUGGAUAUGGUUGUGCUUCGAGAAUCCAAGGAAGCACCCGGCCAUCAGUAUACCCGAGCUGAAGUAUAUCGAGAAAUCGCUUGGGGAAUCGGCUCAUCCCACAAUGCCAUCGCUAAAGACGACUCCUUGGCGGGAGAUGAUGCGUUCGAUGCCGGUUUACGCCAUCAUUGUGGCCAACUUCUGCCGCUCCUGGAACUUCUACCUCCUAGUGCUGUUCCAAUCCUCGUUCCUCAAGCACAAGUUCGGUUUUAAGGUGGAGGAGGCGGGUUUCGUGGGAUCCCUGCCCCAUUUGAUAAUGACAACGAUAGUUCCAUUCGGCGGCAUGUUGGCGGAUCACCUGCGAAAAAAUGGAAUCCUGUCCACCACCAAUGUGAGGAAGCUCUUCAACUGCGGCGGUUUCGGAAUGGAGGGCUUGUUCUUCCUGUUCGUGGCACAUUCCUCAACGGCGACGGGAGCCAUGUUUGCCCUGACCUGCGGCGUGGCCUUUAGUGGGUUUGCCAUAUCUGGUUAUAACGUCAAUCAUCUGGACAUUGCUCCUCGUUAUGCUAGUAUCUUGAUGGGUCUCUCCAACGGCAUUGGCACUCUGGCUGGCAUCAUUGUACCCUACGCCCUAGAUGGACUUAUCCAAGCUAAUCCUACUGGCUGCUGGACCACGGUGUUCACCCUGGCCGCCUGUGUUCAUUUGGUUGGCUGCACUUUCUACGGUAUUUUCGCCUCCGGAGAGCUGCAGCCUUGGGCGGAACCCCCACCCGAGGAGCAGAAGGUGUGGGCACCACCACCAGGCGCCAUUACGGAUCCUAGCCAAGCGGGCAUGAUGGGCGACUAUAUGAAGGAAACCUCAUUUGGUGCCCCCGAGUACAAUGAACAGAGCCAAAUGCAGCAGUCGAAUGCCAUUAGCUACGGCGCCACAGGUCACGUGGCCAACAAUCCGUUUGCCAUGGCCGGUGGUGCACCACCCAUUGCCGAGGAGGAUGCCCCACCGUCUUACGGGGAAGUUUCGAAUGCAGGACAAUAUGGAUACACGCAAGGACAAAUGCCGUCCUACGAUCCACAGGGAUACCAGCAGCAGUAAUGGGUUCACUAUGGGUCACUGAUAUAUAUCAUAGCUUUUAGUUGUAGUCGAAAAUCGUUUGUCGUUUAUUGUUUGUUCUUGGUGUGCCGUUAAAGUUUCCCCCCCAUUCUCUCCCUAUUUGUUGAGUUCCAUCGAUGAAGGGAUCCUAAGGCCUUUCGGAGAAUAUAUACGAGUAUAUAACUAAAGAGUAACGAAUUUGUCAGCGAUUAAGGGGAUUCCACAUGCCACACUAACACAAUGAAACUAUGUACCUAACAGAGAAACUACAUAUGCAUACACAGCAAUACCGAUAGCCAUUACCAUUACCGUUAGCCCACAUAGACCCGAACUGGCCUAAUCUAUAGACCGAUCUAUAUAGCAUACAUAUAGUAUAUAUAUUAAGGCCUCGCUUACGCGGAUUUCUAUUUACAAGCUCCGAAAUCAAAACUGCAACACAAGAUAGGGAAAGAACUGGAAAUAUAUAUUCAAAACUUGUGUAUAUCAUAAACCACAUAAUCCACACGAAGCCUAUACUAACUAUAUCUAAAUCGGUAUAAUCGUAUAAAUAGCUAAAAAUUGUUGUUGAACUGCAAACUGCAAGUUUUAUUACCGUUGAUGAUAUUAUCUUCCGUGUAAAGAGAACAUUUUAAUCAAACCCAAGCAAUUGUUGAUGUUCGGCACGAAUGAUAACCAUAAAAAUGACUAGCUAAUUAAUAAAUCCUAGUAAUAUCCCGUUAACUCUGUAUUGUUUUUGAUUGAUUUGUUUAGUUUAAUAAUUACUAAUGCACCGUAUGCUUUUGUGUUGAAAGAACAUGAGCAAGGCAUGAUAUAGGUACUAAAACAUAACUCUUAAGUAGAUAGCCGUAGGCGCAUAUAACCUCAGACUUGGUCUUCAUAUGCUCACCACACUAAUUAAUAAUAAGCAAAAGGAACACUUUAAAUUAAUAUCUAUAAACGUUUUCUUAAGUAUCUUUCUCAUGACUUGAAAGUAAAAAUAUCUUAAUUUUACACUUUUUGUUUUUCUUUAAGUUUUUCAGCUUAACCUUAAGCUAAAAGAAACCUUCUUUCUGAACUAUCUCUUGACUUUUGUUAAAUUGUGUUCCUUUUGUAAGGUAAAUAAGAACUAAAUUAUAAAGUUUACUAUAUAUUAACAAUGUUAAAUCUCUCUAAAGUAAUAAAUUUAAACUGUUUCGAAAUACCUAGUAGAUUGUAAAUAUAUUCUUAAUAAGUCAUUUUGGUUUAAGUUUAUGCACCAAGUUUAGUUUAUGAGCACAAGUUUAACUUACAAAAUGCACUGUUAGCCUUUUUUUCGAUUCAGUUUUAAGCACCAACUUAUUUUAGUAUUUCUUUUGAUUUAUUUAAAUUAAAGUUAAAUAAUUGAAGUACUUAAAUUACUGCCACUCAAAGCAUAUUUAGACGCUCUUACUUUCGCACUGUUCAAUUGAAGAUACAAAUUUACACGAAAUUUAUCCAUAAUCGUCUGUAUAUUACCCAAACGUAUUAAGCUAGCCACCAGUAUUAUAACUAACUAUAUAAAGGUAAUUUAAAUUAUUCACAUUUAAAUCACUAUGUAUUAAAAACGUGAACAUUUUCUAACUAAAAGAGUCAAUUCUAAUACCGUAAUUUGUACAGCGCAGCGAUUAAAUACUCAAGCAAAUACUCGUAUAGCAACUUUAAACUAGCUAAUAUAUAAUAUAAUAUAUUAAAAUUUUAAAUGUUUUUGGACAAAAGUUCCAAUCGAAGACAACAAAUACUGCUUGUGUGAGCGACAAUACCUAGUGACGUAAGGACUAGUCAUAAUUCAUUAUGAUCAUUUUUUCAAAUUUAUUUCAAUUCUAAAUGUUGGCCACUGGGGCGUAUGUGUAAUAUUAGGAUAGUUCAAAUACCAUUCUGUACAUAAAACCAUUUCCUCAAUUGAGUAUGGAUCUUUUAAUCGUUAGUCUAUGACAAUAGGCUCUCAUUUUUCCGAUUUGAUUUCCCUUUUUUGGUUUUUGAGAGAUACUCAAGCUCUCGGGGCUGUGUGGACAAUAAUAACAUAAAUAUGUUAACCAGAAAGCCACGGCUAAACUUUUGCUUGCUAAGAUAUGAAUAUAAUGAAAAUCACAUAACAGUUUGUAAAUAAAAUAUAUCUCGUAGUUGAAUGCCAUCAUUAAAUGCUUUUGUGAGUAAGUUAAGUGUACAUAAAGCCAAAUUAAGCCGAAGCAUAACACAAAAACCUAAACCUAAACGAGCGCAACUUGAAUAAUGUUAAACCAUCAGUUUUUGCUAUUGCCAGUCAGAGACGAACAGGUUACAUCUAGGGUAUUUUAACAACUAGCCAAACGUUAAUGUUGUGCGCGGAAAUCAACUUGAAAACGCUAAGAAACCACACACUUUCAUACAGAAAUAUAGGCGCACAAAUACGAAACAAAUAUAUGCUAUAUCUCGUAUACUAAAUCGUAUAUAUAUUCAAAUCACAAAAUAUUUGACAAGGGGCUGCGGAAUCUGCCUCUACAAAAUCUUUUAAGUAUUCAAAAAAGAUGUAGUAAUGAUAUUACCGCUAUACUUAAACCGUGUAUAUAAUUAGAAACAAAAUAUUCUUUGUGUUUACUGAGAGUUCUGUAUACAAAAUAUUGAAUUAUGAAUCAAAAUUAAGAAUAUUAAACACAAUCGAAGAUCCCUUUUCUGGCAACACCCGCCCAUGUUGUAUGAUUUGUAUGGUAGUUAAACCAAAUUAAAAUAAAUACUUAUAUAUUUCAGUGUAUGCUCAUUAACACAGAAUCAAAUAACUAAUCCUAAACAUAAACGAGUAAAAAAGAUUCAAGACCUCCCGGAAAGACCUCCACUCAUUUGAAAUACAACUUACCAACCUUCCCCAAUGAACACAAAUUUGAUUAAAGAUACAAUCCCCCUGCACUAGAUCUGGCUAUAAGAAUAACGUAUUUGAAGGUCACGAAACAUAACAAAAUUAUACCUAAUGAAAUGUAUUUGGAAUUCAAUAAAACGAACAUGUUAAAAAUUA